GCUAGAUGUCGCGUCUUUUUCAAGUCGGCUUUGCGUCUUGAAUAGAAUUUUUACAUUUUCGCGAAUUUUCUGCAAAAUUACCACGCGAAACUCAGUAAAGCCGGCGAUGGUAAUCCUUAUUAAAAGCCCCGCGGGAGAGAACGCGACUGAAUGGGCUAUAAUCGAGCUACAAGGCGACUUGAAAUCGCAUUCCGAGUCCUCGUUCGAGGGACAAUUUGUCGGCGACUUGCAUUUUACGAAAAGUGGCACACCCCUGCUCAUAAUAGGCCACCACCUGCUCUACGGCAAAGAGACGAGAAUGGAAAAACCGCUGGCGCUGCUGGAAAAGAAAAAGAACGACGCGGGAAUUGAAUACGUCAUCAAAUGCAUCGUUCGGAAGAAAAUCAUAUUCAAAACGCGGCCCAAACCCAUCGUCGGCGCUACUACCUAACUAAAGCCUAACCGUAUUCUCUUGAAAAUAAAUAAUUUUUUUAUUAGA
This is a messenger RNA of Cylas formicarius (sweet potato weevil), 478 nucleotides long. RefSeq names its product chromosome transmission fidelity protein 8 homolog. Bases 107 to 430 code for a protein of 107 amino acids. Gene Ontology annotation, cellular component: Ctf18 RFC-like complex. The transcript is spliced from 2 exons. Gene Ontology annotation, biological process: mitotic sister chromatid cohesion. The record is from RefSeq and is a predicted model, not a curated record. NCBI's taxonomy places the organism in Eukaryota, Metazoa, Arthropoda, Insecta, Coleoptera, Brentidae.